Daphnia pulicaria is the source of this 3156-nucleotide messenger RNA. Its product is annotated as cullin-1-like. Gene Ontology annotation, molecular function: ubiquitin protein ligase binding. Gene Ontology annotation, biological process: protein ubiquitination; SCF-dependent proteasomal ubiquitin-dependent protein catabolic process. Gene Ontology annotation, cellular component: SCF ubiquitin ligase complex. The transcript is spliced from 19 exons. The coding region runs from base 1 to 3156 and encodes 1051 amino acids. The record is from RefSeq and is a predicted model, not a curated record. NCBI's taxonomy places the organism in Eukaryota, Metazoa, Arthropoda, Branchiopoda, Diplostraca, Daphniidae.
AUGGAGAAAAUCUCACCCCGGAUCACCCUGGAAGAUAUUGCGGCCUUAGCGACUCUACAAUGUGGAGCUCCUGGAGAUCCUGAUCGUAUCCAUUAUAGCAUCGGAUUCCAACAUCACCGCGACGAACCGGACCCCGACGAAGUUUUGUUGCCGGAGGGGUCAUCAGAUAUCGCAUUUGAUCUGAAAUUCGAUGAAGUGAUUCGGAUCGUGGAUCGAGUGGUGACUCGGCGGAACAACUGUAAAACGCUGAACAACAUCUCACCCAGGAACAACUCGCUUCCCAUCCAUUUGAGGAACCAGCGAAGAAAAUCUUUACUCCCCAGCCGCACUUUCCACGUGCGUACCCGUAGAAACCAAAUGAGAUUGUUAUCGGUUCAACAUUUGAUAUCUGAAACCACUGCUCCAGUCGAUCCGGAAACUGAACAUAUCGGUGGUAAAAGCAUUUCCGAUUUUAGCGUCAGGAACAAAAAAGUUUUGUCUAUUCAGGGUUUGCGAUAUCUCGUGACGGUCAAUUGCAGCAGUAGUCAAGCACUCGAGUACAACGACGUACAGGAUUGUCCCAAGUCUUACAGCAGAUACUAUACCGAGACUCCAACUUAUUAUACCAAAGCGGCCGAGUACUACGUCGAAGCACCUAAAUACUUGACUACAACCUACGCUGCUCCAAGUUACUACGCAGAACAACCGAAGUACUACUCUGCCCCGAGCUACACAACCACAACUGAGGCGGCGAAGUAUUCCGUAGCCGCAACUUACUACACAGCGGCUGCUCCUUCCUACUACACCGAAAAGAGCGAAUAUUACGCAACCACGUACGCUGCCCCAGUUUACUUCACCGAGGAACCCAAAUAUUACUCUGCUCCAAGCUACUACCAAACAGAGGCUCCUGUUUACUACACUACCAAGGCACCUGAGUAUUACACCACUACUUAUGCUGCACUGACCUACUACACCGAAGCCCCGAAGCACGUAUAUGAUUAUUGUACCAACGUAAGUUGGGUAAAUAAUCUAGAUAGUAAAGAAAAUUCAGUUUCUAUCCCAUCUGCAGCUACCAGUAAAGCCAAAACGAGUCAGGCUUCUGGUGGAGCUCAAUUUGUGGGCCAUGAGCUGUAUAAGAGAUUAAAAGACUACCUCAAGUCUCACAUAAUCAAUGUUCUUAAGAAUGGAGUUGACUACAUGGAUGAGCCUGUUCUCAAGUUUUAUACUCAGCAAUGGGAGGAGUAUCAGUUUAGUUCAGAGGUUUUAAAUGGAGUUUGUGCCUAUUUGAACCGACACUGGGUGAAGCGAGAAUGUGAAGAAGGACAGAAAGGAAUUUACGAAAUUUAUCAGUUGGCUCUUGUGACAUGGAGAGAGAAUUUGUUUCGUCAUCUUCACAAACAGGUUACGAAUGCUGUGCUAAAACUAAUUGAACGAGAACGAAACGGUGAACCUAUUAAUACCCGUUUAGUUAGUGGUGUGAUGAACUGCUACGAUGAACUUGGUUUGAACGAAGAGGAUCAGACGGCAAAGGGGCAGAAUUUAUCUGUUUAUAAAGAUUCAUUCGAGAAUUCAUUCUUAGAGGAUACAGAGCGCUUCUAUACCCGGGAAAGCGCUGAAUUUCUACGGCACAACCCAGUGACUGAGUACAUGAAACGUGCCGAACAGCGGUUAGCUGAGGAGCAAAAACGAGUGCAGACUUAUUUGCAUGAAGCAUACCUUGACAAGCUGAGCAAAACUUGUGAAAAAGUCCUUAUAGAAAAACAUUUAGAGAUCUUUCAGGUGGAAUUUCAACACCUCCUUGCAGACGACAAGCAUGAUGAUCUCGGAAGAAUGUACCAGUUGGUCUCACGCAUAUCAGAUGGAUUAACAAAAUUGCGAACACUUCUUGAAGAUCACAUAACCCAGCAAGGUUUGUCUGCCAUCGAACGCGAAGGAGAAGCCGCCCACAAUGAUCCUAAGGUUUACGUUACUACCAUUCUGGAUGUCCACCGCAAAUAUAACGCCCUCGUUAUGUCGGCGUUCCAUAAUGAUGCCGGAUUUGUGGCUGCAUUGGACAAAGCUUGCGGAAAGUUCAUCAAUAGCAAUGCCGUGACAAAGGCCGCCAACUCCUCGUCGAAAUCGCCAGAACUACUGGCCAAAUACUGUGAUCUUUUGCUGAAAAAGAGCGCGAAAAAUCCCGAAGAGGCCGAGUUAGAGGAUACGCAAAAUCAAGUGAUGGUGGUCUUCAAGUAUAUUGAAGACAUAGACGUAUUCCAAGGGUUCUACUCCAAAAUGCUGGCUAAGCGUUUGGUGCAGCAUAUGUCGGCUUCAGACGACGCUGAAGCAUCAAUGAUCUCCAAGUUAAAGCAAGCCUGUGGCUUCGAGUACACUUCGAAGCUUCAGCGUAUGUUUCAAGACAUUGGAGUCAGUAAAGAUCUCAACGAACAAUUUAAGCGACAUCUGGCCAACUCUGCUGAACCACUCGACAUCGAUUUCAGUAAUCAGGUCCUGCCAUCUGGUUCUUGGCCGUUUCAGCAAUCAGUCAACUUUUCUCUUCCAUCCGAACUCGAGCGCUCCGUCCAACGUUUUACUACUUUUUACAGCAGCCAGCACAGUGGGCGCAAACUGCACUGGCUCUAUCAAAUGUCUAAAGGCGAAUUAGUCACCAACUGUUUCAAAAAUAGAUACACACUUCAGGCAUCAACUUUACAAAUGGCUGUACUUUUGCAAUAUAAUGUUUCAACAUCUUGGACAGCCAAUCAGUUAAGUGAUGCAACUGGAAUCAAAAUGGAUUUACUACUGCAGAUUUUCUUAAAAUUGAAGCUCUUGUCGUCCGAAGAUGACGAAAAUGAUUUGCAACAAACUUCUCAGCUCUCUCUCUUUGUUGGAUACAAAAACAAAAAGUUGCGUGUUAACAUCAACAUUCCAAUGAAGGCUGAAUUGAAACAAGAGCAAGAAGCCACGCAACGGCAUUUAGAAGAGGAUCGAAAGCUACUGAUCCAAGCGGAAAUUGUACGCAUCAUGAAGAUGCGCAAAGUACUAGAACACAAACAGUUACUGGCUGAGGUCCUUAAUCAGAUAUCGUCUCGUUUCAAGCCAACAGUGCACAUAAUUAAGAAAUGUAUUGACAUUCUGAUCGAAAAGGAAUAUUUGGAGAGAACCGAAGGACAGAAGGAUACUUAUUCCUAUCUCGCAUGA